UGCAGUAGUGAGUAGUGCCUGGGACACUCUCCUGACUGGGAGCUCCAUGCCCGCACCGUAACUGGGAGCUCCAUGCCCGCACCGUAACUGGGAGCUCCAUGCCCGCACCGUAACUGGGAGCUCUAUGCCCGCACCGUAACUGGGAGCUCCAUGCCCGCACCGUAACUGGGUGCUCCAUGCCCGCACUGUAACUGGGACAGGAGCCCGCACCGUAACUGGGUGCUCCAUGCCCGCACUGUAACUGGGACAGGAGCCCGCACUGUAACUGGGACAGGAGCCCGCACUGUAACUGGGAGCCCGCACUGUAACUGGGAGCCCGCACUGUAACUGGGAGCCCGCACUGUAACUGAGAGACCCCGGGCACUGCGCUAACCAUGAGCCCCUCUAUGUGGCCCCACAGGGCGCUCCUCGGGAUAUGGCUGCUGCUGGCUGCACCGCUCCGCGCACAGAUCGGGCUCCCUGACGAGUCGAACCUGUCCUACGGACCGCUGGAAGAUGAGAUCCUUGUGGCCAACAGCGGGAUCCGAGUGCCCUUCGGCAGGUCCGUAUUCCUGGAUCCCAUCCACGAUCUGGCGAUCCAAGUGCGCCCGGGGGACAAGUGCCACCUGACCGUGCUGGGUAAUGACCCCCUGUCCCAGAGGCCCGGCCGCCUCUCCCCUAACAGGUUCCCUUGCGAGUUCGGUUCCCAGGAGGUGAAGUACUCGCACUUGGGUGCCCGCAGCCCCUCCAGGGACAGAGUGAAGCUCCAGCUGCGCUAUGACAGCCCCACUAGCACCCUCAUCAUCCCAUUCCUGCUGGAGGUGGAGGUGCUCUUCACCCAACUGGAGGUGGUGACCAGGAACAUGCCGCUGGUAGUGGACAAGCUGCUGGGCACCAGCCCCCCCAUAGACAGGAAGAUCCUGGAGUUCACGUACGAUAAGAGCUCGGAGCUGUGCCGGCUGAGCCCGCUGCCCGGCCUGUCGGGGCUGCCCCGCUAUGGGAGUCUGUUACACGCCCCUGCGCAACAUAUGGACUGUGAGGAGUUCCUACAGCGCGGAGUGCGCUACCAGCACAGCGCCGACACCCAGUCCCCCAACAGAGACUUCAUCCCCAUGCAGGUGGAGCUGCACGACAGUGCCGGCAAUGUGCUGAGGCAGGAGCACUUCCACCUGCUGGUGCGGAUCCGGGAAGGGCUGGAGAACACGCACCCCAAGCCCAGCUUUGUGGCCAUGAUGAUGAUGGAAGUUGACCAGUUUGUCAUGACAGCCAUCACCCCGGAUAUGUUGGCCGCAGAGGAUGCGGAGACGGAGCCGGGGGACCUGAUCUUUAACAUCACCUCCGCCUUUCUCCCCGGGCAGGGGCAGAUAGUCAGUACCGAUGAUCGCAACCUGCCCAUCACCUCCUUCUACCAGCGGGACCUACAGGAGCUGCGCAUCGCCUACAAACCCCCGGCCCAGGACUCGGACAGAGAGCGCAUCUUUGAGAUGGAGCUGGAGGUGGUGGAUUCCGAGGGCGCAGUGUCCGACCCUUUCUCCUUUAUGAUCGUGGUGAAGCCCAUGAACACCCUGGCGCCUGUCAUUACCCGCAACACCGGCCAGCUGCUCUAUGAGGGCCAGUCCCGGCCGCUCUCCAGCUCACACAACCUACAAAUUAGCGACGAGGACAACCUGGACGACGUUCGUGUGACUGUGCUGGAUGGGCUAAGGCAUGGGCAACUUACCCUGGUCAACUCACCUCCAGGGGGCGCCAAGUUCUUCACUGCUUCAGAUUUAGACCAGGGAAGGGUCAUCUACCAGCAUGAUGGCAGCGACACUUACAGUGACAACAUUGUCUUCCGUAUGACUGAUGGGAAACAUGAGGUGGAGUUUCUUUUCCCCAUCACUGUGGUGCCAACUGAUGAUGAGCCCCCUAUUGUCAAUGCCAACACUGGAUUAAUGCUGUCAGAGAAGGAAGUGGCCCCUGUGACCCCCUUUGUUCUAAGUGCAACCGACAUUGACUCAGAGGACUCUUCCAUCCUUUUUACUCUGGAGCCUCCUUAUUCCACCCUUGGUGUAAUGGUGUUAAGACAGAAUGAGGUGCCAGAGGAUAUCUCUCAGUGGCAUAUCAUCCCUGAACUGAACUUGUUUGAGAAAGUGGUGAAAGUGUGGUCUCAGCAGGAUAUACUAGAUGGCAAACUGUACUAUAAACAUGUUGGACCCCACAAUACAGAAUCAGUAAUGGACCAGAUCAUUUUUAGGGUUCAAGAUGACAAUGACCCCCCAAACCAGUCAGGGGAGCACACAUUUUUAGUAAAAAUAAAUCCCAUAGAUGACAUUCCUCCUGAGCUUUUUCCUGGUACCUCUCUUAAAAUGUUGGUCCAAGAGUACCACCUGACCCCCUUUAGGAGGAAGUUUUUACGUUAUACUGACCAGGACUCUGAAGAUAGAGACCUGAAAUAUACAGUCGUUUCCCCUCCAUCUGACACUGAUGAGAACAACCCAGUUCUUAUGGGAUUCAUUGUUCUGAAGGAAAACCCAGACCAGGUGGUUACUGAAUUCACCCAAGCCCAAAUCAACCACCUCAAGAUUGCCUACAAACCCCCUGAUUUGGAGCUGGGAAUCACCCCACAUGUGGUGCAGUUUCACUUCACUGUGGAAGAUGCAUCCGGGAAUGUAGCAGAAGGAGACUUCACCAUUUAUCUAGAGCCAGUAGACAAUAAGCCCCCAAAUAUUAUCAAUACAGGGAUUACUGUACAAGAGAGAGGAACUCAUGUUAUCACCAAAGCGGAGCUGGAUGCAACUGAUGCUGAUACCGGGAAUGAUAAAAUUUCUUUUACCCUUACACAGUCUCCAAAAUAUGGCCAACUCCUAUACACCAGCCACAUCAUGGAGGUUGGGGAAGCGUUCGUUCUGGAUGACAUAUAUAAAGGAAGGAUUGCCUAUACUCACAGUGGGGAAGAGUCUGCUGCCGACACAUGUACUCUGGAUGUAAGUGAUGGGGUUCAUGUCGUUACAAUCAUCCUGAAGGUUACUGUUCGCUUGGUGGAUGAUGAGAUACCUAGACUUAUGCUGCCAUCUGGUACUAUAGGGUCUUAUUUAGAUGUGCUGGAGGGGGGCUCAGCAGAGAUCACAUCGAAUGUCAUCCAGGGGACUGAUGCAGACACUGAUGACCUAAUGCUGACAUUUAUUGUGGAAGAUCCACCUCUAUAUGGUGAAAUUCUGGUGAAUGGCUUUCCUGCUGAAAGAUUUUCCCAAAGGGACAUUAUCGAUGGCUCAGUUGUCUACAGCCACACAUCAGGGGAAAUUGGUUUGCAGAAAAUUGAGGACUCUUUUAAUUUAACCCUCUCGGAUCUGUCAGAGGAGUGGACUAUUGGAGGUAACAAAGUAAAUGGGGUGCGGAUUCAAGUGACUAUUCUGCCAGUGGACAAUCAAAUCCCAAUAGUGACUGUGGGGGACCAGUUUACAGUUAUUGAAGGUGAGAAAGAUGUGAUAACCCCUGCACAUUUAAGUGCAAUAGAUGGGGACACCCCUAAUGAUGAUAUACUAUGUACCAUAGUAGUUCAGCCAUCCUCUGGCUACAUUGAGAACAUUUCUCCAGCACCGGGUUCUGAGAAAUCCAGGGCUGGGACAGCUGUUAGUGCUUUCACCUUAAAAGACAUCAGACUGGGUCAUAUUUACUAUGUGCAGAGCAUUCACAAAGGCGUGGAGCCUGUGGAAGAUAGAUUAACUUUUAGCUGUUCUGAUGGAAUAAACUUCUCCCCAAGACAAUUCUUCCCCAUUGUUAUUAUACCAGCCAAUGAUGAAAAGCCUGACAUAUUCAUGAGGGAAUUUGUAGUCAUGGAAGGAAUGAGCCUUGUUAUUGAUACCCCUAUACUGAAUGCUGCCGAUGGUGACAUUCCAGCAGACGAUCUCAUCUUCUUUAUCACAAAGCCCCCCAAACACGGCCACAUAGUGAACCAGCUUACCAAUGGCAGCAUACCUGUCAUCACUUUCGGUCUGGAGGACAUCAAGGAGAGCUCCAGUAUUAUAUAUGAGCAUGAUGAUACAGAAACCAAAGAAGACAGCUUUGACAUCAAGCUUACUGAUGGAAAGCACACUGUGGUCAAAACUGUGCUCAUUAUGGUCAUUCCGGUGGAUGAUGAGACCCCUAGAAUGACCAUCAAUGAUGGGCUAGAAAUUGACAUUGGGGAAACCAAGCUGAUUAAUAAUAAAAUCCUCAAAGCAACAGAUUUAGACUCUGAAGACAAGACUUUAACUUACAUUUUGCGCUAUGGUCCUGGUCAGGGUCUGCUGCAGAGAAGGACGCCACACGGUGAUCUUGAGAAUAUCACAAUUGGCAUGAACUUUACUCAGGAUGAAGUCGAUAGGGAUCUAAUACAGUAUAAACACUUUGGCCAAGAAGGUAUUAGGGAUCUGUUUAAAUUUGAUGUGACAGAUGGCAUUAACCCUCUCAUUGACAGAUAUUUUUAUGUUACUGUGAGUAGCAUUGAUUUGGUCUUUCCAGAUGUCAUUAGCAAAGGUGUGUCAUUAAAAGAAGGAGGGAGAGUUACUUUAACCACUGACCUGCUAAGUACUAGUGACCUGAACAGCCCAGAUGAGCACUUGGUGUUCACUAUUACUCGUGCUCCCGUGCGUGGGCACCUUGAAUGCACAGACUUGCCAGGGGUGCCCAUUACUUCUUUCACUCAGCUCCAGCUGGCAGGCAAUAAAGUCUAUUAUACUCAUACCUCAGAUGAUGAAGUGAAGAUGGACAGCUUUGAAUUUGAAGUAACUGAUGGCUACAACCCAGUAUUUCGUACCUUUAGGAUCUCUAUCACAGAUGUGGACAAUAAAAAGCCGGUGCUAACAAUUCACAAGUUGUUAGUGAGAGAGAGUGAGAACAAAUUAAUUACACCAUUUGAACUCACAGUGGAGGACAGGGACACCCCUGAUAACUUUCUAAAGUUCAUUAUCACUCAAGUACCAGUUCAUGGGAAGAUCAUGUACAAUAAUAGCAAAGCCGUGACUUCUUUCACCAAGCAGGACCUCAACGAUAACCUUAUCAGCUACAAACAUGAUGGCACCGAGUCUACCGAUGAUAGUUUCUCCUUCACAGUCACGGAUGGUACCCACACAGACUUCUAUGUCUUUCCUGACACUGUCUUUGAGACAAGACAACCCCAAAUGAUGAAGAUCCAGAUCCUGGCUGUGGAUAACGGUGUGCCCCAGAUUGUAGUAAACAAAGGUGCCCCAACUUUGCGGAUCCUGACAACCGGCCAUUUGGGAUUUUUAAUUACCAGCAAAUCGCUGAAAGCCGAGGAUAGGGACAGUGCCCACCUCUCCCUGCGCUUCCGGGUCACACAAGGUCCCAGUCAUGGAUUCAUCAUGAACUUGGGAAAAGGAAACCAAAGCAUCAACCAGUUCACCCAAGCGGACAUCGAUGACAUGCAAAUCUGCUACGUUUUACGAGACAAAGAGAAUGCGACUAGUGACAUUUUCUACUUUACUGUUGAAGACAAUGGAGGGAACAAGUUAAAGAAUCAGAAUUUCCGGCUGAACUGGGCUUGGAUUUCCAUAGAGAAAGAAUACUAUUUGGUGAAUGAAGAUGCCAAACAUUUGGAGGUUAUGUUGAAGCGUCGAGGAUACUUAGGAGAAACAUCAUUUGUCAGUAUUGGUACCAUUGAUGGGACAGCAGAAAAGGAUAAAGAUUUCAGAGGAAAGGCCCAGAAGCAAGUGCAGUUCAACCCUGGCCAAACGACUGCAAGCUGGAGAGUACGGAUUCUAACAGAUGGGGAAUACGAAGAGUCUGAAACAUUCCAGAUUGUUCUGUCAGAGCCAGUAAUGGCUGCUCUUGAAUUUCCAGAAGCUGCCACUGUGGAAAUUAUUGACCCUGGAGAUGAGUCAACUGUGUUUAUCCCAGAACCGAUUUAUAGAAUUGAAGAAGACAUUGGGGAGCUUUUUAUCCCAGUGCGGAGACGUGGAGAUUUGAACCAGGAAAUGAUGGUUUUGUGCUAUACGCAGCAAGGAACAGCAUCUGGAACCGUCCCAACAUCCGUUUUGUCAUACUCUGAUUACAUAUCGAGGCCCGAGGACCACAACAGUGUUUUGAGAUUCGACAAAGGGGAUCGGGAGAAAAUGUGCCGAGUGGUUAUCAUAGAUGAUUCCUUGUACGAGGAGGCUGAGUUUUUCAAUGUCACUCUCAGCAUGCCCAUGGGUGGAAAAAUUGGUUCUGAUUUCCCUUCUGCUCAGAUUAUUAUUCUGCCUGACAAGGAUGAUGAACCUGCCUUUUAUUUUGGCGAUGCGGAAUACCACGUUGAUGAAAGUGCCGGUUACAUUGAGGUUCGGGUGUGGAGAACUGGUACCGAUCUGUCUAAAACUGCAACUGUUACAGUGCGCUCCCAGAAAACCGAGCCUGUGUCAGCAGUUGCUGGCACUGACUAUGUUGGGAUCAGCCGAAAUCUGGAUUUUGCACCCGGAGUGAACAUGCAGACUUUCAGUGUAAUCAUUCUGGAUGACCUUGGAAAGCCGGUGCUGGAGGGAAUAGAGAAGUUUGAGUUGAUUCUCCAGAUGCCAAUGAAUGCCGUCCUGGGAGAGCCCAGCAAAGCUACAGUAUUUAUCAAUGACACUGUCUCUGACUUGCCAAAGGUCCAAUUCAGAGAGCCAAUGUACAUGGGAAAUGAAAAUGAUGGGCAAAUUGAAACCAAAGUGUACAGGAGCGGCGAUGUCAGCUACAAGUCUACGGUGCGCUGCUACACGAGGCAGGGAUCGGCGCAAGUCAUGAUGGAUUUUGAAGAGCGACCAAACACUGAUGAUUCAAUCAUAACCUUCUUACCUGGCGAGACGGAGCGUAGCUGCACUGUUGUGCUGAUGGAUGAUACAAUUCACGAGGAAGAUGAAGAGCUGCGCCUCGUUUUGGGCACCGCAAGAAGCGAGUCACCCUUUGGAGCCUCCAUUGGAGAACUGAACGAAACACUGAUAAAGAUUAAAGAUGACGCCGACAAGGCAAUAAUUAAAUUUGGAGACACCAAAUACAGCGUCAGUGAGCCAAAGGAACCCGGGCAGAUAGUGGUUGUAAAAAUUCCUGUGGUUCGCCUGGGAGACACAUCAAAGGUUUCUAUUGUGCGAGUGCACACAAAGGAUGGUUCUGCAACUUCUGGAGAGGAUUAUAACCCCGUGUCAGAAGAAAUUGAGUUUAAGGAGGGAGAAACACAGCAUGUUGUGGAGAUUGAAGUCCUUUACGACGGAGCAAGGGAAAUGAGGGAAGCUUUCACAGUCCACCUAAAGCCCGAUGAGAACAUGGUGGCAGAAACUCAGAUGACCAAGGCUAUUGUGUAUAUCGAGGAGAUGAACAGCAUGGCUGAUGUUACUUUCCCAUCAGUCCCCCAAGUCUUCUCUCUUAUGAUAUAUGAUGACACUUCAAGAGCUAAAGAAAACCCUAAUCCAGUUGCUGGCUAUCCCGUUGUCUGUGUUACAGCUUGCAACCCCAAAUACUCCGAUUUUGAUAAAACUGGUUCCAUAUGCGCAAGUGAAAAUAUAAACAAUACCCUGACACGAUACCGCUGGCUCGUCAGUGCACCCACCGGGUUGGAUGGAGUAACCAGUCCCAUGAGAGAGGUAGACUUUGAUACAUUCUUUACUUCCUCCAAAAUGAUCACAUUGGACUCCAUAUACUUUCAAGCUGGCUCUCGGGUACAGUGUGCUGCCCGGGCAGUGAACUCAGAUGGAAACGAAGGUUUGGAGCUGAUGAGCCCAAUCAUGACAAUAAGUUCGGAGGAAGGUCUUUGCCAACCUCGAGUACCUGGUGUUGUGGGAGCUGAGCCAUUCUCUGCUAAGCUGAGAUACACUGGGUCUGAGGAUCCCGAUCAUCCAAAUCUCAUUAAAGUGACUGUCACACUCCCUCAUAUUGAUGGUAUGCUACCCAUUGUUUCAACAAGAGAAUUGUCCAACUUUGAGCUUACACUCAGCCCUGAUGGAACGAGGGUUGGAAACCACAAAUGCUCAAACCUCCUGGAUUUUAACGAAGUGAGGACUCGGCAUGGGUUUUUGACGGAUGCAACUAAGAAUCCAGAUGUGAUAGGGGAGACCUCUCCUUACCAAUAUAGCUCACAGCUCAGAGGAGCCAGUGCUCUGCGAUUUUACAAGAAUCUUAACCUAGAGGCUUGCUUGUGGGAAUUCACCAGCUACUAUGACAUGUCCGAGCUUCUUACUGAAUGCGGCGGCACCAUUGGCACAGAUGGACAGGUCCUAAACCUUGUGCAGUCCUACGUAACCCUGAGAGUCCCACUGCAUGUGUCUUAUGUGUUCCACUCUCCUGUGGGAAUUGGUGGCUGGCAGCACUUUGAUCUGCACUCUGAAUUGCGCCUAACGUUUGUGUACGACACUGCCAUCUUGUGGAAGGACGGCAUUGGCAGCCCCCCUGAAGCAGAACUCCAAGGCUCCCUUUACCCGACCAGUAUGCGCAUUAACGAACAGGGGCGUUUGGUGGUCAACUUUAAAACAGAAGCUCGGUUCUAUGGUCUCUUUGUUAUGUCGCACUCUGCAUCUUCUUUGAGCUCCAUGAUCAUGUGUGCUGAUCACCCAGAACUCACUUUCACUCUCAGCCUGGUUCGGAGUGAGCCGUCACUUAGUCAGCCAAUACAGCAGUGGACCUUUGUCUCUGAUUUUGCGGUCCGGGACUACUCAGGGACAUACACGGUGAAGCUCAUCCCUUGUACCACUGCUCCUUAUCAGGAAUACAGUUUGCCUGUUGUGUGUAACCCCCGCGAGCCAAUAUCCUUCGAUAUCGAUAUCAGAUUCCAGCAGGUCAGCGACCCAGUGGCUACGGAAUUCAGUUUGAAUACGCAGAUGUUACUUCUAUCCAAGAAAGCUCUCUGGCUCUCCGAUGGAUCAAUGGGAUUUGGACAGGAAAGUGAUAUCGCAUUUUUGGAAGGGGAUAUGAUUUAUGGGCGUGUGAUGGUGGACCCUGUGCAGAACUUGGGCAAUUCAUUUCAUUGCAGCAUCGAGAAGGUUUUCCUAUGCACAGGAGCCGAUGGAUAUGUUCCAAAGUACAGCCCAGACAACAAUGAGUAUGGCUGCCUCGCAGACUCUACCUCACUUUUGUAUCGCUUUAAAAUUUUGGACAAAGCUCAGCCUGAAACACAAGCUAUUAGGUUUGGCAACGUGAAUUUCAAUGCCAGGCUUGCUGUGGAUGACCCUGAAGCUCUAUCCUUGGUCCGACAGCCUGGUUCAGAUGGCUUUAAAGUUGACUCAACUCCUCUGUUUCAGGUCUCUUUGGGUCGGGAGUGGUACAUACACACCAUCUAUACAGUGAGAUCUAAAGAAAAUGCCAACAGAGGAAUUGGUAAAAGAAGCAUUGAGUACCAAUACCAUUCUCUUGCUUCUGCUGCACAUUCUGGAUCUUCCAUUAUUAACCGUAAGAAAAGAGACGUUAAUGAAGCCCCGGCCAUCACUCAAGAAAUAGGCAUUGAAAACAACAGAGGAACCAACAUACAGCACAUUGCCCUAGAACGCAACAGUAAGAAACAGAUCCCACAGAAAGAAGUGACUCUUGAUGGGAUCAUCCCAAGGGAACUCAACCAUAAAGAGACUGAGGUCAACGUUGUCACCAUCGUUAUCAUCGUUGCUGCUAUAUUACUACUGGCUAUUUGUUUAAUUGCUAUUAUCAUUGCAUUAAUGAAACGCAAGCAGAAUUCAAAAAAGAAAGAGGAUGGAAAAGAGUCUGGAAGCAGUGAGCCCAUGAUGCCAUCUCGGGGAUACAGCACUGACAGCUCAGAGGUUUGAUGAUGAACCCUGUCUGAGAGGAGACCAGCAUAUGGACAUCAAGUAGACCGUUGUACUGGGCCUUGUGGUCACUUUGCUCUGGAAUGCUUCACGAUAUCUAAAGUAUUAGGACCAUGUACUUUUUCAAAUGGAUCAUUCAUGCAAAGGCCUCUAUUUUAUAUAAAUGCCGGCAGCCUUAAAUCAUGCACUGCACACACAAAGGUGCUGAACUGAAACUAUAAAAUAAUCAUUCUUUUAAAUUUUUUUUAACUAUUUAAAAAUUAAAAAUAUGCAAAGGUGCUGAUAGCUCUGUCCUUUGUUCUUAGGGAGAGCUUAUAUUAAUGUUAUCCAUUUACAUUUGGAGGUUCAAUGAUCCCAAAUAUCAUUCAGCAGGUUGUGUAUCUGGGCAUUUGUUUGCUAUCCCUAAUGUCCGCAAGGGUCUUGUCUGGUAUUUAAGUUAAUGAGAGCUCUUACACAGUUGUCUGAUGGGGGGGUGUCAAUAUAUGGUAACAUCCAGCCCCAACACCAACCAUAUGCAAUGUCACUGUACCCCUACAGACAGAACUACACACCCUUUUGUAAAUCCAAUCUCUGCAUUCUAACUGACUUGGGCAUCAGGGAUAACUCAACAACUAUCUCUUCCACAUAAUCAGUGUUAUGUAAUGGAACACUAGGCUACUUUGGAUGCGCAGUCCCAGUAUAGCCUUUGAAUGCUAUGGGUGACUGCAUUGGCCACUUUAGGUCCUAAAGCUUAAAGUGCCUGAAGAAACCCUUUAAAGAACAAGAAAAGGGCUAUACACUGAGGGGUGCCAAUAUGUUAGGCACUCACCAGUGUAUUAAAUGCAAUUUUUCCCCUAGACGGGUGCUGUUGUUUGGGAAAAAUAAUUACACUGAUCUGGGGAUCUUUCUUACUAUAUGUUACUCCGCCAUCUUACCUGUAUUACCCAAUGCUCCCUUGUAGCUUCUUGAGACUCCUAGACUUGCUACUUGAUUGUACUAUACAGCGCCAGUCUAGAGAGCCAACAAGGAGCCUUGGGAAAUACUAAAAAGGCUAAAAAGGAUCCCUGGGUAGGGGCAAUUGUUUCCAAAGAGGAGCACCGAUCUAGGGUAAAAAAUAGCGAUUAAGUAGACUUAUGUGCCGCACACAUUGGCAGCCCCCUUGGUAUUAGCUUUUCCUUGUCUGUUAAUCUUCAGCAUACCAAAGAUAAUGUAAGUGGUUACUAGUGUGGGAGAAAUGAAAGCUGUUUGAUCUCCAGGGUUUCAGUAUAUUUUGUCUUAAAGGGAAACUGGCAAAGCAAAACCACUUUGUGCCUUUAAAUACUGAGUAUGUAGCAGUUAGAGUUUGUUUUUUUAAAGUCUUGUAAAAAGAUUUUUUUUCUUUAUGUUAUGAUAGUUUUGUUGUUUUAUUAUGCAUUAUUAUUGUGUUGUUUCCCAUUUGUUGGUUCAUUAUACAUUUCUGUUUGCGUGCUAGCUGAUCAUGUGACGAGUGCCUGUUAUUCAGCUUCAAAUAUUAAACUAUUGCUUUAUAUCACAUGGAUGGUUGUUAUACCCAUAUCCUGCAGAUCUAUACAGACUGGCAGGAUUGGCCUAAAAACCGCUAUGAAUAAUCACUCUCAAUAAGUCACACAUGUGAGAAAAAGACACAAGAUCUAGUGACUACGAGUACUGGCCAUGCUAUUACUCUUACUCUAUUACUCUAUUGCAUCAUUAAUGGCAGCACUGGAACAUCCAUCUGAAUCUGAUAUUUCCCUUUAUAAUUUUCAUUUUUCUUUACUUGUUUAGUCACAGUGGUAUUCUUCCCCCUAAAAACAAUUGUAGUUAUUGAAAGAAGAGAUCUAGUAACCCAUAGCAACCACUCAGAUGCUUUCAUUUAAACAGAUGCCUCAUAAAAGGAACCUGCUGUUGAUGACUAGAACAGUAAAUAAAUUUGCACCUUUUAUUAUAUUACUACAUUCAGUUCUUAGUGACUGUUAUGGCUUCACUUACUAGGGCAUGUGUGCCUGAUCUUUUGUUACUUUUUCUUUUUGCCUGUAUGCCACUAGUUUUGAGUCGGUAAAGCUAGAACCAUCCCUUUAGCCAAUCAGAUUAUGUGAGUCUUUACCUAGCUAGACUGACCUCUAGCCAAUUAGAGUAUUUGCUAGCUAGACCGACCUCUAGCCAAUUAGAGUAUUUGCUAGCUAGACCGACCUCUAGCCAAUUAGAGUAUUUGCUAGCUAGACCGACCUCUAGCCAAUUAGAGUAUUUGCUAGCUAGACCAACCUCUAGCCAAUUAGAGUAUUUGCAAGCUAGACCGACCUCUAGCCAAUUAGAGUAUUUGCAAGCUAGACCGACCUCUAGCCAAUUAGAGUAUUUGCUAGCUAGACCGACCUCUAGCCAAUUAGAGUAUUUGCUAGCUAGACCAACCUCUAGCCAAUUAGAGUAUUUGCUAGCUAGACCGACCUCUAGCCAAUUAGAGUAUUUGCUAGCUAGACCGACCUCUAGCCAAUUAGAGUAUUUGCUAGCUAGACCAACCUCUAGCCAAUUAGAGUAUUUGCAAGCUAGACCAACCUCUAGCCAAUUAGAGUAUUUGCAAGCUAGACCGACCUCUAGCCAAUUAGAGUAUUUGCUAGCUAGACCGACCUCUAGCCAAUUAGAGUAUUUGCUAGCUAGACCAACCUCUAGCCAAUUAGAGUAUUUGCAAGCUAGACCAACCUCUAGCCAAUUAGAGUAUUUGCAAGCUAGACCGACCUCUAGCCAAUUAGAGUAUUUGCUAGCUAGACCGACCUCUAGCCAAUUAGAGUAUUUGCUAGCUAGACCGACCUCUAGCCAAUUAGAGUAUUUGCUAGCUAGACCGACCUCUAGCCAAUUAGAGUAUUUGCUAGCUAGACUAACCUCUAGCCAAUUAAAGUAUUUAACAAGGUAGACCAACCAUUAUCCAAUUAAAACACUAGAGUAUUCACCUGGCUAGACCAACCUUUAGUCAAUUAGAGUUUUUACCUAGCUAGACCAGCCUCUAGCCAAUAAAAGAAUUCGCAUAGUCAGACCAACCUCUAGCCAAUCAGAGUAUUUAACUAGCUAGACCAACCUCUAGUCAAUCAGAGCAUUAGAAAGUUCGCAAGGCCACACAAUUUUAUCCAAUCUUAUCCAAUAGUAGAACAUUGCUAGCUGCCAAAUUGAAUUAAAACAGCAAUAUAUAUAUUAAACAGAAUCAUACAUCCAAUACAGUGUAUAUAACUAGUUUGUACAUUUCAUGGCAAUGGGGGUGGGUGUGUAAUAGAAGCCAUUGAGCAUAUAUACUGCUGUUUUUAACAUAGACUUGUUUUAUAAAUAAUUUUUAUAAACACUUUGGACACUUACCAGGCUCUGUCUCCCCAUUAAAAUGACAGGUUGGUGUAUGUAAUUCAUGACUGUGCCCUGUGUGGGUUGCUUGUAUUAGUAAAUCUGAUCUGGGCAUUGUAUAUUGUAUACUAGCAUAACCCCACCAAUUCUCAGUGGAAAAUCAUUACACAUAAAGCCAUUCACACAGCUCAUCCUCCAUUAACCCCUCCAAUUUGCUGGUACCUACCCCUUUGUUGGAUCUGCAUCUCAGGGCCAUUUAACUAGGAGUAAUUUGGAAGAUGAAUGCUUUCCAUCCCACCUCACACGUAGGCACAUAGGUAGGGUGCUGAGUAAGUGACCUAAGGGAACUUGGAUAUGGACAGUGUUUGGCUGACUCUGUACAGUAGAACUCUCAGUGCAAACUGCUGAUUGGCUACUAGACCUGGACAAAGUUUGCCCUGUUAUUACAUAGCCAAGCUUUCUAAAAUACUGCAUAAAGUUUUGCCUGCUAUUCAUGCUCAUUCUUUUUAUUCUAUAUAUACUGUAUAUAUGUACAAUGUGUGUGUAAGAAAAAUGUAAGCACCAUUGAAUUUACAGUUAGGCUUCUCUGUGGCCUAAUAACAAAAUAUGUGUCCCAGACAAAGGCAAAUGGAGCACACUGUACCCUGUACAAUAUACAUUGCUGCUGCUGUAUACAGGUAUGUUAGUCGUACAAGACACAGUUCCCUAUAGAAUAUCAUUAUAGCAAAUCAUUGCAAUAAACUGUUAAGGUUGUUUAUAGAAAUGUACCAAAAAUAUUAGGGGAGCAAUUCAUUUGUUGGGUAAUCAUUGAGCCUCCUACUGGUUGUAUUUAUAUUUAAAAGCAUUUUAUUUGUAAUAACACACACAGUAUAAAUCUAUAUACAAUAUAUAUAUGUAUGGCACUUGUAUGAUGAGAAUGCUGUUUCCCAGCAUGCCGUGACUGGGCUGCGGUACAUGGGUGCUGCUAGUCUGUGCAGGUUUCACAUGAAUGUUCGUGCCAGUGGACCUUCCGCUUUGAAGUUCUGCAGACCUCCCCAUAAUGCUGGGUAGCUAGGAUCCUUUAUCUAGUAUUUACAUUUUGUUUGUGAAAUACCUGAGUCAUCAGUCAUCUUAGUGGAAAUAUAUGGGGCGCUUCUUGUUUCUGCUUGUUACAGUGCAUCAGAUCUCUUUCCAUCUGUACCGGCCUUGUUUGGCCUUCACAGCUGGUUCCUCGGCAACAGCCAAUGGACUGUAACACUGCGCUAAAUUGUAAUGGGAAACAAUGCGGAAAACUUGUCACGGGUCAAAAGUGUUGUGAUGGGCUCAUCUUCUGAGACAGUCAUUCAAUAACCGUCAUGUCCCAUAAGAUCCGUGCAAGUUAUGUUGUAUGACAAAGAGUACAGGAACCAAUCAUGUACUUGGCUUGGUUCUUUAACUCUUAGAUUGUUCCAUUCAUUCAGGGAGAUUUGAAUGAAUCAUUAAUGUACAGUUAUAGUCCAUUCAUACUUUAUCAGACCAGAGACCUGUGUAACAGGCUUCAGUGCUCAUCUUCAGAGAAUGUCUGGCAGGGGGCAACUCCAAUCCCACCCCAUUUAUUGAUCAAGUACAAAUUAUAUUUGUUGAUCUAUACAUUUCCAUUGCUUUGCUAUGUUUGGAGUUUAAUAGCACUUAUUUAUUCAACCCGUUUUAAUAUAUGUGCAUUUACAUCUUACUAAAUAAUGGUAUUGCUAAUUGCUAGUGCCUAUUGCCAGAACGGCAUUACAACUAACAUUGAAAAGCUGGCCAUACAUUAAGAUCUGCUAAUUUGGCGAGGUUUCGAAACGAGCAAAUCAUUGCCCGCAAAAAGGAAAUCGUUUUUUAAAAUGUGAAUUAUUUGUUUAAAUUGGAGUCUAUGGGAGAUAAUUCAGAGCUUUCUGGAUAACAGGUUUUCAGAUAAUGGAUUCCAUACCUGUACUAAUAAUCUCAGAACUGGCUUUGAUUCUAGGAUGGGAUAUUGGUGGCUUCUCACUAUGGUGGAAGGAAUGAGGCUGUUAUGUUGGUAAGGACACUAGUGACUCCUACUGAAAGGACUGGUGGUGACAGCAGCUACUCUCCAACAUAAUACACUGUGUAGUGGAUAAGAGCAAAAUACCAGGUUAUAUAAGAUCCCUAGCACAGUUAUUCCAUCUCCACUGAGAAAGCAUUGAAACAGCAUUGUAAGUGCCAGCCGUUUCCUUCCAGAUUGUAGCGCCAAGGUCGGGCACGGGGCAAUGUACUCACAAAGUGACCUGGGUUGGGUUUAAACAUGAAUUAGUGUCUGUGCCCUAUAGGCUUAGCUUGUACUUAAAUGUAACAAAUCAUCUGCUAUUUAUGUUGACGAAUAAUUGCCAUUUUAUAUGCCAUUAUCCUAUAACAUAAAGGUUCCGUGCUUUGCAGUAAAUGCACCUAAUGUAUAAGUAAAUAUUGAAUCUGACAUUCUGUAAUGACCGCCCAGAGAAAUACCUGUAUGUAGCAAAGUGCCUCUCACUUCUUUUGCUGAUAUAAAUAGCUGGAAAUGUGCCUUAACUGGUUCAAUGCAGUUAGAAAUAAAGUAACUUAUCUGUACAGUUUCUGGACAUUUUUACAGUUUUGCUUUAAAGUCAUUUGUUCUAUUCACUUACAUGGAAUUUUUAUGUUAGGAAUUGUUUUUGCAAAGGUAUUUUAUUUAAUCAUUUAUCGCUUAUUGGAAAAAAAAGAUUUUAUAUAACCAAGUCCCAUAGCCACAAUGUGGUGUUCAAUAAACAACAGUUUUUCCACA
Xenopus tropicalis (tropical clawed frog) is the source of this 15768-nucleotide messenger RNA. RefSeq names its product FRAS1 related extracellular matrix protein 2 (gene frem2). Gene Ontology annotation, cellular component: membrane. NCBI's taxonomy places the organism in Eukaryota, Metazoa, Chordata, Amphibia, Anura, Pipidae. The transcript is spliced from 24 exons. Bases 375 to 9716 code for a protein of 3113 amino acids. The record is from RefSeq and is a predicted model, not a curated record. Gene Ontology annotation, biological process: cell communication.